This is a messenger RNA of Syzygium oleosum, 1237 nucleotides long. Its product is annotated as equilibrative nucleotide transporter 3-like. The record is from RefSeq and is a predicted model, not a curated record. Gene Ontology annotation, molecular function: nucleoside transmembrane transporter activity. Gene Ontology annotation, cellular component: plasma membrane. The transcript is spliced from 9 exons. Gene Ontology annotation, biological process: nucleoside transmembrane transport. NCBI's taxonomy places the organism in Eukaryota, Viridiplantae, Streptophyta, Magnoliopsida, Myrtales, Myrtaceae. Bases 77 to 1237 code for a protein of 386 amino acids.
AAAAGAGACAGAUUCUUCCUUUUGUCUAAGUUGCUGUUCGGUGUAAGCACGUCGCUCCCCAAGUGAUCACCGUUCAAUGUCUCUUAGGGAAGCAACAAUGAUCAAUGCUGCUGAAACGGGGCUUCCAGUUCGACUUGAGGGGAAGUUUAAGGCAAUGGUGUUCUGUUGGGUGCUUGGACUUGGGUCUCUUGUGGCUUGGAACAGUAUUCUGACCAUUGGAGAUUAUUACUAUAAAGUGUUCCCCUAUUAUCAUCAUUCGAGAGUGCUUACAGUUGUUUAUCAACCAUUCGCAAUUGGGAUGAUGGCUAUCUUAGUGUACCAUGAAUCCAGAGUUGACACAAGAAAGAGGAAUAUAGUUGGAUACACUCUUUUCACUCUAAGUACACUCUUUCUCAUAGUUUUGGACUUAGCCACGUCAGGGAAAGGAGGAAUUGGGCUUUAUUUCGGUAUAUGUCUGAUCGUUGCCUGUUUUGGAGUGGCCAAUGCUCAAGUUCAGGGUGGUAUGGUCGGCGAUCUGUCUUUCAUGUGUCCUCAAUUCAUGCAGUCGUAUUUCGCUGGUUCAGCUGCAUCGGGAGCUCUGACAUCUGCUUUGAGGUUGAUGACAAAAGCAGCCUUUGACAAGACUCAUGAUGGUCUUCGCAAGGGAGCUAUGUUGUUUUUGGCAAUCUCCACGUUCUUUGAGUUUAUAUGCAUCAUUAUGUAUGCUACUUGGUUUGCUAAGAUUCCAGUUGUGAAGUUUUGCCGCUCCAAGGCGGCCUUGGAAGGGUGUAAAUCUGUGUCAGCUGACCUUGCUGCUGUUGGAAUUCAAAGACAGGAUGAAGGCUCUACAGAUGAUCGAUUGAGCAACAAACAAUUGUUGUUUCAAAAUAUAGAUUAUGCCAUUGGUCUAUAUCUUACACAUGUUUUGACAUUGACAAUCUUCCCGGGCUUUCUCUAUGAGAACAUCGAAACACACCAAUUGGGAUCAUGGUACUUGCUAGUUUUGAUUGCUAUUUACAAUGUAUGGGAUUUCAUAGCUCAGUACAUUCCCCUUAUCAGUUGGCUCAAGUUAGAGUCCCGAAAGGGCCUCAUGUUAGCGACUAUUGCCUGUUUCCUUUUUGUCCCUACAUUCUAUUUCACAGCAAAGUAUGGUGAUCAGGGGUGGAUGAUAAUGCUCGUUUCUUUCUUGGGCUUGACCCAUGGUUAUCUUACUGUCUUUGUUAUGACAGUAGCACCCAAGGGCAGAGAUCUCCCUUAG